Lutra lutra (Eurasian river otter) is the source of this 450-nucleotide messenger RNA. RefSeq names its product ubiquitin-like-conjugating enzyme ATG3. NCBI's taxonomy places the organism in Eukaryota, Metazoa, Chordata, Mammalia, Carnivora, Mustelidae. The transcript has a single exon. Bases 1 to 450 code for a protein of 149 amino acids. Gene Ontology annotation, cellular component: cytoplasmic ubiquitin ligase complex; cytosol. Gene Ontology annotation, biological process: nucleophagy; autophagosome assembly; autophagy of mitochondrion. Gene Ontology annotation, molecular function: Atg8-family ligase activity. The record is from RefSeq and is a predicted model, not a curated record.
AUGGAACUAUAUGGAGAGAGUGGAUUUUUGGAAACAGAUGAGGCUACCCUGGACACAAGGGAAAUAGUAGAAGCUUGUAAAGCUAAGACUGAUGCUGGUGGUGAGGAUGCUAUUUCCCAAAUUAGAACUUACAACAUUUAUAUCUCUUAUGAUAAAUAUUACCAGACACCAGGACUACGGCUGUUCAGCUAUGAUGAGCAAAGGUACCCUUCACCAGUUGAACACAUGUAUGAAAACAUCAGUCAAGAUCAUGUAAAGAAAACAGUGACCAAUGAAAAUCAUCCUCAUCUCCCUCCACCUCCUCUGUGUUCAGUUUACCCAUGCAGGCAUGCCCAGGUGAUGAAGAAAAUAAUUGAGACCGUUGCAAAAGGAGGGGGAGAACUUGGUGUUCCUAUGUAUCUUCUAAUUUUCUUAAAAUUUGUACAAGUUGUCCUUCCAACAAUACAAUAA